Messenger RNA from Macrobrachium nipponense, 1044 nucleotides. RefSeq names its product bestrophin-3-like. The coding region runs from base 1 to 1044 and encodes 347 amino acids. The record is from RefSeq and is a predicted model, not a curated record. The transcript has 7 exons. Lineage: Eukaryota; Metazoa; Arthropoda; Malacostraca; Decapoda; Palaemonidae. Gene Ontology annotation, molecular function: chloride channel activity.
AUGACUGUGCCUUAUUCUAGGGCUAUGGCAACCCAGGGCGGUUUCCUGUGGCUGUUCUGGAUACUUUUGCCAAGAUGGCGGGGAAGUAUAUACAGGCAAGUCUGGAAGGAAAUGGUUCUCUUCGUUAUCCUCUACUACACAAUAAGCGCUACUUAUUGGUUUGCUCUCAGUGAUAAAUACAAAAUAAUAUUUGAGAAAGUGGUGAUUUACUGUUCGAAAAUGAGCGGUUCACUCCCAGUUACGUCCCUGUUAGGAUUCUUCGUGACCAGCGUCUUCACCAGAUGGUGGGAAAUGUUCCGAAAUAUCCCGUGGCCUGAUCAAACAGCAAUACUUACCACAUCUUUUAUCCGAGGACAGGACAGGGAAUCCAAGAAAAUUCGAGAGACAGUGAUUCGAAAUGUGAACGUUGUGAUUGCCAUGACCUUCAAGAAACUUUCACCCUCAGUGAGGAAGAAGUACCCUACUCUACGGAGCUUAACUAGUGAAGGCUACCUCACAGCGGAAGAGACACUGAUCAUAGAAAACCUCAGGAGCAGAACCUCGGUAGACAUGACAUACGUCCCAAUAGUGUGGGCUUGUAAGACUGUUGACAAGGCACAAAAUGAUGAAUAUAUAUCUUCCACUCACAACAAGAUAGACCUCAUGACUGAAAUUCUUGACAUCCAGAGUAAAUGCAUGGAAUUAUCUCACUGGACGAUGCGCGCUGUACCUCUGGCCUACUGCCAGGUCGUGGCCAUUGUGGUGUACUUUUUCUACCUCUCGUCUGUGGUUGGUGGACAGAGCUUAGAACCCGAGAGACAACUCAAAGGUCACACAAAUGUUUACUUCCCCAUAUUCACUCUCCUUCAACUCUUCUUCUACAUCGGGUGGCUGAAGGUGGGUGAGAGCUUCACCGAUCCAUUUGGAGACGAUGAUGAUGACUUUGAAUUCCUCAAACUCUUGGAGCGACAUAGACAGAUGUCGGAAAUGCUCUCCGAACAAAAACCAGGGGACCUCCCGAAGGCAAUUUCGAUCCUUGACCUCCAUGUGGCAGCUGAGUCGUGA